AUGCGGCAAAAGAUUUUGGCCAAUCGGCAAUCAGCACAAAGGUCAAGAGUGAGAAAAUUGCAGUAUAUAUCUGAGCUUGAGCGCAGCGUUACUUCACUUCAAGCUGAAGUCUCAGUGUUAUCACCACGAGUAGCUUAUUUGGACCACCAACGCCUCGUACUAAAUGUUGACAACAGUGUUCUUAAGCAAAGAAUCGCAGCUUUAGCUCAAGAUAAAGUUUUCAAAGAUGCUCAUCAAGAAGCAUUGAAGAGGGAAAUUGAGAGACUGAGGCAAAUAUAUUACCAACAAAACAUGAAGAAUUUGGAGAAUGACACAAUUCCAAAUUCACCAUCAAGACUUGCUGAUAAUGCUGAGCAAGAACAACUAGCAGUCAACUGACAUAUAUUUAUGUCACACAUUAAUUAAUUUCUAAGGAUUCAAGCACUACCAAAAAAGAGGAGCCUUUGUGAACUGAAGAGUAAUCAAGUUUACAAAUAAAAAGCUCUUUAUUUUUGUGGGCUUAGGAAAAAUCUCUUUUCUUGGCUUAAUUAUUAGGGAGAAGAGUGUUUAUUUGAUUUAAUUUCAUUUUAUUUUUUUGGAUUAUCAGCCAAUCAUCAAAUUUUAUUCUUCAGAAGCAUGUCAGUUUGUUGUAGAUGAUUAAUUGGUGUAUGUAUAAUGUGUGUAUUAUUUGUUGUCAGAUUUAGUGGUCAUUGGAUGUCA
Salvia hispanica is the source of this 699-nucleotide messenger RNA. NCBI's taxonomy places the organism in Eukaryota, Viridiplantae, Streptophyta, Magnoliopsida, Lamiales, Lamiaceae. The record is from RefSeq and is a predicted model, not a curated record.